AUGGGUUUGGUCGAGAGGAUAGACCAAAAGGUCGCUGCCAGUGCUGUCGGCCGCUGGUUCCGCCUCGAUGGCUCAGGCCAUCGCCGCGAGCGCAAGGGCUCCCGCUUCUUCACCGAGGUCCGCGCCGGCCUCGCCACCUUCUUCGCCAUGGCCUACAUCAUCGCCGUCAACGCCUCCAUCGUCGCCGACACGGGCGGCACCUGCGUCUGCAACGGCGGGCCCGCCGACCCCAUCUGCAACAAGAACAACGACUACGCCCUGUGCCAGGCCGAGGUCAAGCGCGACAUCGUCACCGCCACCGCCGCCAUCGCCGCCCUGACCACCUUCUGCAUGGGCCUCUUCGCCAACCUGCCCGUCGGCCUGGCCCCGGGCAUGGGCCUCAACGCCUACUUCGCCUACACCGUCGUCGGCUUCCACGGCACCGGCACCGUGCCCUACCAGGUCGCCGUCACGGCCAUCUUCGUCGAGGGCUGGAUCUUCUUCGGCCUCGCCCUCCUCGGCAUGCGCCAGUGGCUCGCCCGCGCCAUCCCGCGCUCCAUCAAGCUCGCCACCAGCGUCGGCAUCGGCCUCUUCCUGACCCUCAUCGGCCUGACCUACUCCGAGGGCAUCGGCCUCGUCGUCGGCGCCCAGUCCACCCCCAUGGAGCUCGCCGGCUGCCCGCCCUCCAUGCGCAAGGCCGACGGCACCUGCCCGGACAGCGGCAAGAUGCGCAACCCGACGCUGUGGAUCGGCAUCUUCUGCGGCGGCAUCCUCACCGUCAUGCUGAUGAUGUACCGUGUCAAGGGCGCCAUCAUCGCGGGCAUCGUCCUCGUCAGCGUCAUCUCGUGGCCCCGCCCCACGCCCGUCACCUACUUCCCCUACACCGUCGUCGGCGACGACGCCUUCAACUUCUUCAAGAAGGUCGUCGACUUCCACAAGAUCACGCGCGUGCUCAACGUCCAGGAGUGGAACAUUGGCGAGUACGGCGGCCAGUUCGGCCUCGCCCUCAUCACCUUCUUGUACGUCGACAUCCUCGACUGCACGGGCACGCUCUACUCGAUGGCCCGCUUCGCCAACCUCAUCGACCCCGUCACGCAGGACUUUGAGGGCUCGUCGGUCGCCUACAUGGUCGACGCCAUCGGCAUCUCCAUCGGCGCCAUCCUCGGCACCCCGCCCGUGACGGCCUUUGUCGAGUCGGGCGCGGGCAUCAGCGAGGGCGGCAAGACGGGCCUGACGGCCAUGGUGGCGGGCAUCUGCUUCUUCAUCAGCGUCUUCUUCGCGCCCAUCUUCGCGUCCAUCCCGCCCUGGGCCACGGGCUGCGUGCUCGUGCUCGUCGGGUCCAUGAUGGUGCCCGCCGUGACCGAGAUCAACUGGUCCUACAUCGGCGACGCCGUCCCCGCCUUUAUCACCAUCGUGCUGAUGCCCUUCAGCUACUCGAUCGCCAACGGCCUCAUCGGCGGCGUCUGCUCGUACAUACUCAUCAACACGCUCGUCUGGCUGAUCGAGAAGGCCUCGGGCGGCCGCGUCGUGCCGCACAACAAGGCCGACAAGGACCCCUGGACCUGGCGCAUCCCCGGCGGCAUCCUGCCCCCCUGGAUGAAGAGGCUGGCCAAAGGCCGCAAGGACUUUUGGCGCGAGUCGGAUGACGAAGCGGCGGCGGCGGCGGUGGAGCAGCGGGCCGUCGGCAGCACGGACGGGUCCGAGGAUGCGGCGGGAGUGGGAGGCGUGAGGAAGGAGACUGGUGGUGCGGACGUCGGAACCCCGUAUCCUCACUCGGUGCCGGUGCAGGAGAAGGACGCCUAG
Messenger RNA from Thyridium curvatum, 1782 nucleotides. RefSeq lists its product as uncharacterized. Gene Ontology annotation, biological process: transmembrane transport. Gene Ontology annotation, molecular function: purine nucleobase transmembrane transporter activity. NCBI's taxonomy places the organism in Eukaryota, Fungi, Ascomycota, Sordariomycetes, Thyridiales, Thyridiaceae. The coding region runs from base 1 to 1782 and encodes 593 amino acids. Gene Ontology annotation, cellular component: plasma membrane. The transcript has 2 exons. The record is from RefSeq and is a predicted model, not a curated record.